Vespa crabro (European hornet) is the source of this 4429-nucleotide messenger RNA. RefSeq names its product acyl-CoA:lysophosphatidylglycerol acyltransferase 1-like. Gene Ontology annotation, molecular function: acyltransferase activity. The transcript is spliced from 6 exons. The coding region runs from base 563 to 1699 and encodes 378 amino acids. The record is from RefSeq and is a predicted model, not a curated record. Gene Ontology annotation, cellular component: endomembrane system. Lineage: Eukaryota; Metazoa; Arthropoda; Insecta; Hymenoptera; Vespidae.
CUGGAAUGAAAACUAAAGGAAUAACGUACUAUUACAAUUUUUGUUUAACUUGUAUAAUUCGAAAUAUCAUUCUAUAUUUGCAAUAUGCUAAAAGUAAAUCCCAUAAUUGAUACUUAUAUAUCGUCAAUAAAAGUUGAUAGCAAUUGUUCUGUGUCAUAUCUAAUAAUGAGAUAUGUAUUUCAAGUAGCAAAAGUAGUGACACAUGGUAUAUUCUUUGCAAAAGCGCCGCGUAUAUGUCAGCUGACAGAAAAAGUAUUAAAUUCUUAGUUUUUUCAUUUCUUCCCCAGUUAAGAAAUUGUUAACCAAAAUCAAUGGUGAAAGCAUCUUUACAUUGUAAACGCAAAAUUUAAAAACGCUAACGAAUAUUGAUCAAAAUUUGUUUGAAAAAUAUAAUUUCCAUUAUUAAUGAACAGUUCGCCCAUUUUUAUAUAUGUUAAUGUGUCAUCUAAGAUAAUGAUUCUAUAUUAUAUAAUUUCCUUCUAAAGAGAUGCUAUAAUGUUGAUGAAUAAAAGGUGAAUGAGAUAUAUUCGAUCUCAUAUAACGAGUGGCGUCUUAAAAAAAAAUGACUGACUCUUCAGCCUCCGGCGUAUCUGCCAUUAUAAGGAUAAUUAACAAUGUAGUGACAUUUGUAAAGUGUAUUACACGAACAGGCUUUGUAAUAUUAAAUAAUAUCUAUUGUAUACCUACGUAUAUAGUAUGGAUGACUUUGUUGUAUCCUGUGAAAGUAUAUCAACCACAAGUAUAUUGGCGAAUAGAGGGCCUUUUUUUUCAUUGGUUACUAGCCAUGGUUUCUAUGUGGACUUGGUCAGCUGGUUAUGAUAUAAUAGAACAAGGCGAUGAUAUAGAGAAGAUUAUUAGUGAAAGAACACUUGUUAUAGUAAAUCAUCAGAGUACUGGGGACGUUCCUAUGUUAAUGACAACAUUUAAUGCAAAACCAAAUGUAUUGCCCAAUUUAAUGUGGAUUAUGGAUAGAAUAUUUAAGUUCACUAACUUUGGCAUAGUUUCUAUUUUACAUCAUGACUUUUUUAUAAUUUCUGGUCGUAAACGAAGAGACGAAAGCUUAAGACAAUUAGAAAAACAUUUGAAAGGAUCAUACAUAGGACUUAAUAGAAAAUGGUUAAUUCUAUUUCCUGAAGGAGGUUUCUUGUGUAAGCGUCGUGAAACGUCACAAAAAUAUGCUAAAAAAAAUAAUUUGCCCAUCCUAGAGAAUGUGAGUUUACCUAGAGUAGGUGCAAUGCAAAUAAUAUUUAACACUAUCGGUCCAACGGAAGAUAAUAUGGUGCAACAUGACCACUUAGACAACAGAGCAAGCACGGCAGUAAAACCAGCUGAAAUCACCUGGGUUCUUGACAUAACAAUAGCAUAUCCUCAGGGUAAACCUAUUGAUUUACCUACAAUUAUAACUGGUUCAAGAUCACCUUGCGAAACGUUCUUGUUUUAUCGACUUUAUCCUAGUAAAAUGGUUCCACGUGAACCAGAGCUAUUGUCUAAGUGGUUAUAUGAUAGAUGGGUAGAAAAAGAAUUGCUUUUGGAAAAUUUUUAUAAACAUGGCGCAUUUGUUGGUACACAUGACUCAGCUGCAAAGGGUUCGAAAAUCCAACAGGAUCCAUUAAGAUUCCUAGUCAUUCAUUUAUUUUUUAUAACAUCUAGUUAUAUACAUUAUAGUAUGUUUCAAUAUAUAUUAUCCUGCUUUUGGUAAGGCAUAUGCUAUUUAAGAAUAGCAUUAAAAUUUUAGGAUAAUUGUAACACAAAAAGUGGAUUAUUCCUGCCUUAAACAAUAUUAACAUUUAUUACAAUAAAAUAACGAGUGUAUGGAUUGUCAAUUCCAAUUGAACUAUUUACAAUUUAGAUACAUUUUAAUGGUUAAUGCCACUUUUUCAUUUAAAACAAUAAAAUAUUUGAUUUAGCACGCGUAUAAUUAUUUGCUUAAAAAGGGAUUAAUCAGAAACAAUUUUCUAAAUAUUAAUGCGGACAUGGCGUUUGAAAUUUUUUCAAGUAAGUUGUUUUUAAAUUUAAAUUAACUUUCUUUCAUCAAAAGGUAACUAUUUUAUACAGAUAAAUCAUAUAUGUAUGUGCGUGUGUGUAUGUGUGCGCGUGCGUACGUAUGUAUGUGUAUAUAUAUAUAUAUAUAUAUAUAUAUGCAUCUUCACAUACAUAUUAUUCUUGUUAUAUCUUAUACAGAGUCAUCACAUAAUAUUUUUCAUAAAGUAAAUAAUUAUUUGCAAUAAUAUAAUUUCUUGAUACAACUUGUAAAAAUCCUUACAUUUUGAUAACUAGUUAUUAAUAUGUAGUUACCAUUAAUUUAGUAUAAAAAUUUAUUUAUUUUAUGUAAGUGCAAAUACAGGAGCAUUUAUUGAAUACUUAUUUGACACUCGUAUCUUAUAAUUACACAGAAACUAGAUCUGCAUUUUCUUAAUUAUAAUAAAUUAUAAAACUAGUGCAUUGCUUUUAUAUAUAUAUAUGUAUAUAUAUAUAUACACACGUAUUAUUUAUAAUGCAUAAUAUAUAGCACACGUUAUGUAGAGUAUCAAUUUUAAGGAUUUAGCAAUCAAUCUCAAGAAAAAUUUUUUUUCUGCAUUCUGUAUAAAGCGCAAGUGUGUUGAUACUUUAUAAAGUGUUUAAAAUCUUAACAUUUUAAGCGAUUUUAUUAUAUCUUGCAUGCAUGUUUCAUAAUAGUUUGUUAUACAUCAAUUGUGAAAUCUAAUAACUUAAUGUUAUUACCUUUAUAAAAACAGUAAUAUUUCACUAUUUGAAAUAUGCUUCUACAACACAUUGUUCACUCUUUCGUCAUAUGUAAUAAGAAAGGAAUACUUUAAGAGUAUAAUUAUAGCAGAAUUUUCUAAAUGGUGGUAUUAAAAAUCAAUAAAUUUGGAAUCUUAUUGUUAUAUUGAAUUAAGUGUGACAUUUAAUUAUGUUAAAUUUUUAUGAAAUUGGAAAUAGUAUUACUUUGAAUUUAUUACAUUUUAUAAACAGGUGUAAUAAAAUUAACAAAAUGGGAUUAUAAAGUUAACAAAAAGAUAUAUUUAAACUCGGUCGUGCCUUGCUCUUAUAAACAAUCUUGCUGUUAACUGUAAAUAGUAUUAUGCAAAUAUUAAGCACAUAACUACUAUUAGGACAGCACAUUAUUAAUUUUUAAGACAUUCUUAAGACAUGUCUUAUUUCCUUCUUAUAAAGUGAUAUAAUGUUUAUAAUAUAAGUCUAAUUUAUAAGUUUCAUUAAUGGAAAGUUGCCUAAUAAAUAGCUUUCCAAAUAAAAAUUGUGGUAAAAAUCAAAAUGUAUUAUUAUCCAAAGUCUAAAAGUAAAAAAAUGAAUACACGUAUUUUUCACCAGAAUUUAAAUUUAAAAAUAAUGAAUUUGUUUAUUACCAUCAAACUUCUAAUAUUUUUUUGUUGGAAAAAUUAAAUGAAUACUAUAAUUGCAAAAUAUACUGCACGUUUUUAUGUGAGAUAUAUAUAUAUAUAUAUAUGUAUAUAUAUAUAUAUAUGUCAUAAAGUAAUAUCAAUCCCGUACUUGUAAAUUACAAAUUGAAUAUUCAAUAUGCAAAGUAUAUGCAAAUGACUAAAAAUACAACUAAUAAAUUGUAUGUGACGAAUUUGAAUUUAGAUUAUGAAUAUUAAACUUUUUAUAUAAUAAUGAUAUAUAGUAAUGAUAUAUAGUAACUUGAAAUUUAUUUAUAAAUUUGUGUCACUCGUAAAGUUAUUUGCAUUUUUCUGCAUUUUAAUAUCUACAAAUUUUAUACACCAAGUACAAAUGCCGUUUAUGUAUAAAGAUAUUAAUGAUAAUAUAUGUAAUUAUAAUUGCAAAGAUCUCCAAGUAACUCUAAAUACUAUCAGCAGGAUUGUUACUAGGAUUUCAAAUGUUUAUAAUUAUUUAAAUAUACAAGUACGGUGCUAUAACAGGAAUUGCAUUUUCUUUUGUAAGUUGUGUAGUAAUUGUGAGAUCUUUAUUAUAGAUUUAAUUUUAAACCUUCAAUAAAAAUGUUAGUUGUACAGUAAGAUAAGCAUAUAACGUACACAUUUCGUUCACAGCUCAUUUCUAGUCCAAUUUAUAAAUUUUGUUUAUAUUGAUGGAUAUUAAAUGACAUUUGUAUGUGGUUAAAUUUAUAUAAAUCUGAAUAUCUUAUAUGUUAAUAAAAUGAUAUGUGUCGUUAUAUAUUUUUUUUAUUUUCGUUAUUACAAGAGAUACAAUAAAUAAGAAUUUUUGAUAACACGUAUUUUAAUAUCAAUUAAAUAUCAUCAAAUCUAAGUAACGAUAAUCAAUCAAUAAAAUAAUCUUAUCACGAAAUGUGUAAUAUUGAAAUAAGGCUUGCUUGUUAUUUUAAUGAUACAUUAAACCUUACCUCUCUCUCAUAAUUUGAUUAGCCAUCGAACUGUAGAAUUCAAAUAAUACAUAAUAAGAAUUGCAGUAAUAAAAGAACACAGCAAAAUUA